AUUACUUAGUUUUAUGUUGAACACGAUGGUUGUUUUUAAAGUGGGCUUCUUUUAUACAUGCGUGGUAUUUUUCCUUGGGAGCAGUCACAAUUAUAGCGAAGGAUGCAGUAAUGAUUCAACUGGUUCAUCUGCUGCUGCAAGACUCUCAAAUGAUUUGUUUUGCUCUUACAAUAGAAACAUAAGGCCUGUGAUGAACCAAUCGUCUCAGACGUAUGUUAAUACCAAAUUUUACAUUUUCAAUGUCCGUAUGAACGAAAAAUGGGACAUUUUACAAUUGAGCAUUCAAUUAAUUAUGGUAUGGAAAGAUGAAUUUUUAGUUUGGGAUUCUUCAAAAUAUGACAACAUUCAAUACAUGUAUGAAGAAUCAACCCAUAUUUGGUUACCUCAUAUUAUGUCAUAUAAUAUGGGAUUCAAUGGUGAGGAUAAUAGAGAUUAUUCUUAUUUUUUACCCUUAAGUACGGUGAAAAUAUUUAAUAAAGGCUAUGUUACAUACAAUCAUCGUGUGACUCUAAAUGCUCAAUGUUCAACCAAUAUAGCUAAAUGGCCGUUUGAUUCCCAUAACUGUUCUUUUCAAAUAGGAUCUCCUAUCUAUACCGAUUUAUACGUAAACUAUACUUUUUCAAAUGAUGAAUAUUAUAAUUUGUAUUUUUAUGAACCGGGUGGAGAAUGGGAACUUAACUCUAUACAACAUAAGCGUGUUCUUGUGAAUACAAACAAUUCUAUAAAUAGCUUUCUACAAUACGAAAUAAACGUUGCUCGAUUCUCAUCCAUCUACUAUUCAUCCAUUAUAAUCCCGGCAGUUGUGAUAUCAUUGAUGAGAAUUUUUACGUUUCUAAUGGGUCGUGAAUCCACCCUUCGAUUAAUUGUAUUAUGCUUAAUUUUCAUUUCCGAACUGUUGUACAUACAAUUUUUGGACACAAAAUUACCAAAUAAUGGCAAACAAACUGUAUACAUUAUUCUAUUAUACCGCAACUCACUAAUUCUAACAGCAAUAGCACUUAUUAUAACUGUUAUUAGUAAUGAAAUUUAUAAACAAAGCACUGACGAUUUUCCUCGUAAUGGUCCAGAAUGGCUCAAGUCUGUAUUGAAAUUUUUUUUAAAUAAAAUACCAAUUGCUAUGCUAACACAUUUUCAUACACAGGGAGCAGAACUUUUAAUUGAAAAAAACGUGGAAGAGGAAUCUCCCAAUACUCAGAGAGACGAAAAUGCUUUACUUUGGAAAACAUUGUCCAUCUUAUUAGAUCGAUUAUCGUUAGUAAUUACUUUUGUAAUUUCAUUGAUAAAUCUAUGGGUUUUCAUACCCUAAAAACUUGUAAAUUAAAAAAAAAAAAAUGAUAACUUUAUUUAAUUUAUCUUAUAACUUGAAAAAGAUUAUAUUGGAUAUACCUUAUGCUUUAUACAUACCAUUACAUCAUAAAUUAUAUUAACUACAAUAAUUUGAAUGUAUUAUUUUUAAUUGUUAAUUAUUAUAAUGUGUCAGUAAAUGGGUAUACUAUAUAAAUUAUAAUUAUGUAUAAUAAUAUCUAUAUAAUUAAUAACUAUAAACAAUACAUACUACGUAGGUUAUUAAAGAGAUCUUGUAAUAUAAUUUAAUUAUAAUUUUAAAUCUUCAAAUAUAUUGUGGUCAUAGGAGUCAUGCCUCCCCCCACACCUAGAUAUCAUAAACUACCUAUAAAUAAUAAUUUCUUUCAAAAAUCUUUUAAGUUAUAAUCACUACCUACAAUAUUACAAUGAUAUGUAUUAUCUAUUUAUCUAUGCAUGUAACUGCCCUUUAUACUGUAUCGUGUUUAGCUUUAUCAUAGCCUAUGCCCCAUAAUAAAUGUAAUUAUCGUCAGUAGUAUAACAUGAUAUAAAGGGGAAAAAGUGCAAAUAGAUUUAAAAAAAUAUAGUACCUAUACUUUGUACCUACGUCCUACAACAAUAUGAAUAAGUAUAAACAAAUGAAUAACACAAUACGUCAUAUACUUAAACUUAAUAUAAUAAAUAUAAUAAUAUUGGUGAAAUAAGUCAAU
Molecule: messenger RNA, 2012 nt
Organism: Metopolophium dirhodum (rose-grain aphid)
Lineage: Eukaryota; Metazoa; Arthropoda; Insecta; Hemiptera; Aphididae
Product: neuronal acetylcholine receptor subunit beta-2-like
Exons: 9
Coding region: 14-1306 (430 amino acids)
Biological process (GO): chemical synaptic transmission; nervous system process; signal transduction
Cellular component (GO): synapse; membrane; neuron projection
Molecular function (GO): transmembrane signaling receptor activity; neurotransmitter receptor activity; extracellular ligand-gated monoatomic ion channel activity
Source: RefSeq, a predicted model, not a curated record